Staurois parvus is the source of this 373-nucleotide messenger RNA. The record is from the annotation of a GenBank genome assembly. Lineage: Eukaryota; Metazoa; Chordata; Amphibia; Anura; Ranidae.
AUGGGGCCCCCGGGCAAUAAGGAAUCAUGGUGCCCCUGUGUCCUUGCCCAAAAUAAAAAAAAGGAUAUGAAAAAGGUACCAAGGGCAUCUCAUGGGGCCCCCUACUGACCCCGAGCCCUCGGGCACAAGGUUCCUCCCCAGAAAACAUUCAUUCUGAUUGUGUGAGAAGACUUCAUGAGCAGGGGCGGACUGACAACUCAUGGGGCCCCCGGGCAAUAGGGGAUCAUGGGGCCCCUAUGUCCUUGCCCAAUCUCAAAAAAAAGCCUAUGAAAAAGGUACCAGGGGCAUCUCAUGGGGCCCCCUACUGACCCCGGGGCCCUCGGGCAGUGCCCGAGUUUCCAAAUGGUCAGUCCGCCCCUGUUCAUCAGCAACA